UGAAUUUUAUUCCAAUGUCCAAUUCAAUCAUCUUCCCCAUCCCCACAGCUUGCGGCUACAGCCGAGAGCCGACGAUUGCUUCACCUCACUCCAGUUUAUCAAAUUCUAUUCCAAUUCAAUUGGCGUAUCAUCUCUACUUUUCUCGCUGACUUGCUGUGGACUCUCUCUCUUUACCUUUCAUCUCUUCAUCUGUCACAUCCACGAUAACCAUUUCCAUUAUUUGUGGACUGUAAUUCCCACUCCCCAUUUCCCCCCCUUCAAUGUUCGAGCUUCUUCUUUAGCUAAAUACCCGUCUUUACAUCUCUUUCAGUCCCACCCCACUAUGCGUUUUUCCCUCAGAUUCCCAAUCCUCAUAUUUAUGCCGAUUUGCGCGGCUUCCAUACUCGAGGAAUCCGACAACAGAAGCUUCCCCUUCCCGGUUUCAUCUUUUCUCCGCCCGCUCCUCCACAAUUCUGGUUCUGAUUCGGGGGAGCAGAAAUGAAGCCCUUGAGGCUCAACGUUGGAGGGACUCUUCAGCUUUUGCGGGGUGUUGCUUUGGAGAAGCCUUUCCUUAUUUAUUUGCUUCCUCUAUUUCCUCUUGCUUGGGCUUUCGACAAAUGGGUUUUUUCUUUCUCUAAUUGGAUUCCCCUAGCCUUUGCCGUAUGGGCGACCUUACAGUAUGGGAAUUAUCAACGCCACCUACUUGUGGAGGAGCUAAACAAAAAAUGGAAGCAAGUUAUAUUGGACACCUCGCCCAGUACACCAUUGGAGCACUGUGAAUGGUUGAAUAAGCUGUUGACGGAAGUUUGGCCUAACCACAUCAACCCAAAACUUUCAUUAAGGUUCUCUACUAUCGUUGAGAAACGACUAAAACACCGGAGGCCAAAGCUUAUUGAGAGAAUAGAAUUAUUGGAGUUUUCUCUAGGUUCAUGUCCUCCUGGCUUGGGCCUUCGUGGAACUCAAUGGUCAACUUCUGGUAAUCAGAGAAUCAUGCGCUUGGGUUUUGAUUGGGACACAAAUGAGAUGAGCAUCAUGUUGCUUGCCAAGUUGGCCAUGCCAUUUACUGGAACUGCACGGAUCGAUAUAAACAGCAUUCACAUAAAGGGUGAUCUUCUCUUGAGGCCAAUCUUGGAUGGGAGAGCAAUUUUGUAUUCGUUUGUUUGUACUCCAGAAGUUAGAAUAGGAGUUGCUUUUGGAAGUGGUGGAAGCCAAUCAUUACCUGCCACAGAGCUACCAGGCGUUUCUUCUUGGCUGGUUAAACUUCUAACUGAAUUCAUAGUAAGGACAAUGGUUGAACCUCGACGCCGCUGUUUCUCAUUGCCAGCAUUUGACCUGAGUAAAAAGGCUGUUAGUGGUACAAUAUAUGUGACAAUAAUCUCGGCCAGUAAGCUUUCCAGGAACAGCUUGAGAGGAAACUCUUCAAGAAGGCCACUGAGUACUUACAUGAAUAGUCCAGAAGAAAACUUAACUGAUAAAGAAGAUCUGCAGACAUUUGUCGAGGUGGAACUUGAUGAGCUAAGUAGGAGGACUACUGUAAGAUCAGGCUCCAGCCCUGUAUGGAAUUCAACAUUCAAUAUGAUUUCACACGAAGAUACAGGAACUCUUCGGUUCAAUGUUUAUGAGUCUAACCCAAGCCAUGUGAAGUAUGACCAUCUAGCUAGUUGUGAAGUAAAGAUGAAGUAUGCUGCUGAUGAUUCCACAACAUUUUGGGCUGUAGGAUCUGACUCUGAAGUAAUAGCAAAGCAUGCUGAGUUUUGUGGAAAAGAGGUCGAAAUGGUCGUCCCAUUUGAAGGCAUCGAUUGUGGGGAGUUAACAGUGAAGCUUACUGUUAAAGAGUGGCAAUUUUCUGAUGGUUCACAUAGCUCGCACAAUUUUCAUGUUAGACCUCCGCCAACUGUUAAUGGAUCCUCAAAUUUUCCUUCAAGAACUGGAAGGAAGAUCGCCAUUACCAUUGUUGAAGGAAAAGAUCUAAGUUUGAAAGAUAAAGCUGGGAAGUGUGAGUCAUAUGUAAAACUGGAAUAUGGGAAGGCUCUCCAGAAAACAAGAACUGCUCUUUCUUUAAAUCCUAUUUGGGAUCAAAAGUUUGAGUUUGAUGAGAUUGGAGGUGGUGAAUACCUCAAGAUAAAAUGCUUUGGCGUAGAUAUAUUUGGUGAUGAAAAUAUCGGUAAUGCACGAGUAAAUUUGGAAGGACUUCUUGAAGGAAUGGUCAGGGAUGUGUGGGUCCCCCUUGAAAAAGUUAACUCAGGAGAACUAAGGCUUCUGAUAGAGGCAAUCAAGGCAGAUGACUAUGAGGGAUCAAGGGGUUCAGCCAUAAGCUCAAAUAAUGGUUGGAUUGAACUUGUUAUCAUAGAAGCUAAGGACUUGGUUGCUGCUGAUAUCGGAGGGACAAGCGAUCCCUAUGUGAGAGUACAAUAUGGAAACUUGAAGAAACGUACGAAGGUUAUGUUCAAAACUCUGAAUCCUCAUUGGAAUCAGACCUUAGAGUUCCCUGAUAAUGGCAGUCCCUUACUGUUGCACGUGAAAGAUCACAAUGCUUUACUACCUACAUCAAGCAUUGGCGACUGUGUUGUUGAAUAUCAUAGAUUGCCUCCAAACCAAAUGGCUGACAAAUGGAUACCCCUUCAAGGGGUGAAAAGAGGAGAGAUCCACAUCCAAAUUACAAGAAAAGUUCCUGAUCUAGAGAAAGAGAGAAGACUUAGUUCAGAAUCAAGACCCGCCUCAGAUUCCGAAUCAUCCUUUACCAAAGCACAUCAAGUUUCAAAUCAGAUGAAGCAAGCAAUCGGCAAGUUUCGCUCUUUAAUUGAGGAUGCCAAUUUCGAUGGACUUUCGACAACUUUGAGUGAACUAGAAAGCCUGGAGGAGCUGCAAGAGGAAUAUAUACUACAACUCGAAACUGAACAAACGCUUCUCAUAAACAAGAUAAAGGUCCUUGGUCAGGAAAUUCUUAAUUCUUCUUCUUCAACGAGUAGGAGAAGUUCUGGAAAUUGAAACCACUUCAGAUAGGUACAUAGUUGUGUAAGAUUGAUGAGUAUAAGGUUAGGGCUUCUGUAUGAUGCAUAAUUAACCAGCCUUGUUUAUGAUAGUAAGCUUAUUGUAAACUCAAAAACUGUACAGUUUAAGGUUGGAGAAUAUAGUAGGUGUAAAUUGAAGUGAUCUUGACUGCAAUUUUGAGUUGAGAUUGCAAGCAUUCUUAAUUUCAUAUGUGAUAACAGAA
Molecule: messenger RNA, 3193 nt
Organism: Momordica charantia (bitter melon)
Lineage: Eukaryota; Viridiplantae; Streptophyta; Magnoliopsida; Cucurbitales; Cucurbitaceae
Molecular function (GO): lipid binding
Source: RefSeq, a predicted model, not a curated record